Molecule: messenger RNA, 1196 nt
Organism: Corythoichthys intestinalis (scribbled pipefish)
Lineage: Eukaryota; Metazoa; Chordata; Actinopteri; Syngnathiformes; Syngnathidae
Product: galectin-4-like
Exons: 12
Coding region: 53-1117 (354 amino acids)
Molecular function (GO): carbohydrate binding
Source: RefSeq, a predicted model, not a curated record
CCUCACCAUCUUGGUCCUGCCUGCUUGCCUGCCUUCUUCACCAAUCUCCAACAUGUCUUUCAUGGCGCCUCCUGGUUAUCAGCCCGUCUACAGUCCUGCAAUUCCAUACUUGGGGCCCAUCUACGGGGGUCUGAGGGAAGGGGCGUCCAUCUAUCUGCAGGGCUCAGUCCCAGACAAGAUCACCAGAUUCUUCGUCAACCUGUUAUGCGGGCAGUCCGAGUCCAGCGACAUCGCGGUCCACUUCAACCCGCGUUUCGACGGAUGGGACAAGGUGGUCUUCAACAGCCGCCGCGACAACGCGUGGGACAACGAAGAGAAAAUUCGCAGUAUGCCCUUCAGUAAAGGCGACGCCUUCGAGAUUGUCAUCACGUGCUCGCCGCAUGACUACCAGUUUAAAGUCAACGGGAAAGACUUUUACACCUUCAAGCAUCGCCUGCCUUUGGCCAAAGUGUGCGCCAUACAAAUCGGGGGUGACGUUGCCAUACAGAGCAUUAACGUCAUCGGGGUGAGAUGGAUUGUUACAAGUCUCCCAUUUCAGGAACAGGGAGGAUACCCUGGAGGUGGUAUGGGGGAGGGAUGCUACCCAGGAGGUGGUAUGGGGGGAAGGCCAGGAUGUGAAAUCGGCCCGGGUGGAUAUCCGGGCGAUUGUGGAGGGGGGGGAUUUCCUGGAUCAAACUUGCCGAGUAUGGCUGGGCAGCCCAUCUACAACCCCCCGAUCCCGUACUCGGGCGCAAUCCCGGGAGGAAUGUUCCCCAAGAGGACCGUCAUCAUCCGAGGCAUGGUGCCCUACAAGGCUGGCAGAUUCGGCAUCAACUUCCUGGUGAGCCGAUCACGUGACAUCGCGUUCCACGUGAACCCGCGCAUCAAGGACGGCGUGGUGGUGCGCAACACAAUGAUGGGAGGCCACUGGGGUCAAGAGGAACGCCAGCUAGGGGGCGACAACCCCUUCAAGGAAGGACAGUACUUUGACAUGUCCGUCCGUUGCGGCAGCGACCGCUUCAAGGUGUUCGUCAACGGUCACCCUCUCUUUGAUUACUCGCACCGCAUGCGAAACGUCAACGAGAUCGACGGGCUGGAGGUGGCGGGGGACGUGCAGAUCUCCUACAUCCACUUCUGAAAUCAGUUCAUACAAUCAAACAACAUGAAAGACAUUCCUUUAUUUUGUCUUUGUACAAAACACUGGAGAGCUCAAAUAA